CAGAGGCAAGUAGUGACCCAAACACAUAAAAUCGUGUCAUCGUGCGGCUAAUUCCAGUCGACUCCCGAGGGUCGCACAAUUCAUAGAGAAUUUUUUUUUCCCUUCCAAUUCCACUGUCUGAUAACGGACUUUUUGCUUUUCGGGUGUUUUUAAUCAUAAAGUUUUCAGCUGGUAGAUUCCAGCCAUAAAGUGUGGAUAUGGAGAUUGGUGGGAGUGUCCAUAAAAAAAUGCGGGUGUGUGUCAUUGGCGCUGGAGCUGCUGGUUUAUGCGCAGUUCGACAUCUUUCUAGUGAUCUAGUGCACUUCGAGCCCGCUGUUUUUGAAUUGUCGGAUAAGGUGGGAGGUACUUGGGUGUAUGUGGAUGAAACUGGAAAGGAUGAUUAUGGUUUGCCUAUUCAUUCCAGUAUGUAUAAAAAUUUGAGAACCAACUUCCCGACUAAACUGAUGAACUUUCCGGAUUACCAAAUAAUGAAUCAAACCCGUCCAAGUUGUGGUACCCACCAACAGAUCCUGGAUUACCUCAAUGCUUACGCCGAUCACUUCGCAAUCCGCAGAUUCAUUCAGUUCAAUACAAUCGUCGAGUGCGUUCAACCGAUAGUCAAUGGGAAUUGGAGAGAAACCACUUGGAGGGUCACAAUUAGAAAUUUGAAAACUAACAUUGAGGAGGAGAGAGUGUUCGAUGCUAUUAUGGUCUGCAAUGGUCAUUACGCAGUUCCAAGUGUCCCGAAAAUAACUGGAAUCGAGACAUUCCCGGGGGAUGCAAUGCACAGUCAUGAAUACAGGAAGCCUGAUAUUUAUGAUGGAAAAACGGUCAUUGUCCUCGGGGCUGGUCCCUCUGGCGUCGAUAUUGGAAUAGAGAUUGCUAGUCACGCUAAUUUUGUUUAUUUGAGCCACAAUGGCCCCAGAUUAGAGAGUCCAUUACUGACAAAUAUGUCACAAGUCAUGGGAGUCGAAUCCAUAGAUGGAGAUAAAUUCACUCUCAAAGAUGGAACUGUUCUGACUGCUGAUGCUCUCCUAUACUGCACGGGAUACGAAUUCGCAUUUCCGUUUUUACAUGAGGAGUGCAAAGUCAGGGUUGAUGAUAAUUUUGUUACCCCUCUGUGGAAGCAUUUGAUUAAUAUUGAGCAUCCCAAGAUGUGUCUUGUGGGAUUACCCUCGAGAGUCAUUCCUUUCCCGCUGUUUCAUCUGCAGGUCGCAUUUUUCCUGGCCUUAUUAAGGGGCACGAUUGACCUGCCCUCCAAAGAAAUUAUGCUCGUGGACACAAGACCUUUCAGUGAAAAACGUCAUGGACACGUCCUGGGAAAUCGCCAGUGGAAGUACAAUAAUCAAUUAGCCACUCUAGCCGGUAUGAAUACACUCCCGGAAUUCUAUGAGAAUGGGUACACGGAGUGGAACAUUCAGAAGACCAGCAAUCUCCUGAAGUACAAAGAUGCGGAAAUUGUCAUUGAGGGGGAUGGGAAGACUGUGCGUUUCGUAAUGGAGAAGUGAUAAAAGUGUGAGUAGUCACUCGAAAAAUUGACAAUACUUUGUGAAGUACAAUAUUUUUAUUACAUAAUGUGAUAAUGAUGAUUAAUUAUAGAUAAUAAAAUUUCAUUAUUUUAAAUAUAA
Diachasma alloeum is the source of this 1607-nucleotide messenger RNA. Its product is annotated as flavin-containing monooxygenase FMO GS-OX-like 4. Lineage: Eukaryota; Metazoa; Arthropoda; Insecta; Hymenoptera; Braconidae. The record is from RefSeq and is a predicted model, not a curated record. Gene Ontology annotation, molecular function: flavin adenine dinucleotide binding; N,N-dimethylaniline monooxygenase activity; NADP binding. Bases 198 to 1487 code for a protein of 429 amino acids. The transcript has 5 exons.